This is a messenger RNA of Daldinia caldariorum, 2731 nucleotides long. RefSeq lists its product as uncharacterized. The record is from RefSeq and is a predicted model, not a curated record. The coding region runs from base 383 to 2434 and encodes 683 amino acids. NCBI's taxonomy places the organism in Eukaryota, Fungi, Ascomycota, Sordariomycetes, Xylariales, Hypoxylaceae. The transcript is spliced from 3 exons.
GGCACAGUCCAAGAUAGACCGUCUCUUUACAUACCUACACUACAUUCCUGCUUUACCUAUAAACCAAUGGCCUCUUGGUUAGGUACCUAGGUAAGGUAGGUAGGUAUUACAUGGUCUACAUGUAGCCAGGAUCUCAUGCAGAUAUUAUUCGUGGUUGAAGGAUGACGCAUUACCUUUUGAACCUACCUUAGGUAGCUAUGGGAAAUCCAAUGAUCGGUAAGUAUGCGCCAACUCAGCACAAGCAAGUUCAUAUGGCCUAUGGCCGCUAUGCUCCGAUGUGGGGAGGGGUUUUGUAAAAAUCUGCCUUCGCCAGUCAGCCUCAAACCAGGCGUAAUAUGUACAUUCGUUGCUACAUUCGUUGCUAUAACAGGUACAUAUGUAGAUGUAUUGUAUUGUAUUGUACAUACAUCCUUUGGGCAACCCCCCGGAGGUCGUUCCUCAAAUAUUAUGUCCCGCUCGAUCUUGUGUCUUCCCAUCACUACCUAACCUAUACACAGCCCACCAACCUUUCAAUACUCACGUACCUAAGGUAUCCGAAAUCUUAUUAAAUCCAAUUUUAUAUUUUCUACUUUCUACUUUACUCCAUCAUAACAUUUCGCCCCUGCUGCCCUGCACAACUUCAUUUCUACCUUACCAGGUAAAUGUACGGUACUGGCAGGCCUCACCACUCAUCACAAGGCUGUCUGAUAGCUACUCUGUCAUUGAUCAGGUACUCGGCACCAUGGCCUCGCCUAACCAAACGUUUAAGGGCUAUGAGUCGCUCCAUGCUCACAGAAUUAUUGUCGAACCUACUCCCGAGAAUCAGAAGAUAUAUAACGAUAUUCGACAAACACACGAACGCAUGCGCUUACAAACUCAUGUCGCUUCGCAGCAUAAUUUGAUACCUCCACAAGCGACCCCGUCCAUUACUAGUACCAUUCAUUCGCCAACAGACGAGCCUGGCACGCCUUCCGUCCAGGACAGGACGACACAAGGUACAGAUCAACCCAGACGCCAGCGGGGCAGGAGAAGAGGACCACUUGAUUCCCGUACUAGACUGAAUACUGCACUCAAGCGGAAGCUGAAGCUUGCCUGCCCUCUUCAUCGGGCCAAGAAAAUAACGUGCGACUGCCACGAUUUUAGUCGCCUAGAAGAAGGCUACCAAGCCACUCUUCUCCCGGCAUCCCCUAGUCGCGGCAGAUUGCAUGGCCGAAAUGAUGUUGUGAUGCUGACGCCGAUAGAUCAGACUUGGAAUACAUUUGGGGCUGGCGGGGCUGCGAUGGCGUCGGCGGACCAAGAUUCCACGAUGAAUGACAUCAUUAUUGACUUGCAGUCUUCGAUUGGAGAUCACGAGGCCGUUCGUUCAGACGUGCAGCAGAUUGUGAGCGGAUUCGAUGCCGACUCGGUGCAUCUAGACAGCGCAAUGCUCCAAGUUCCAGGGCAAACUUACCACCCAGGUAAGGACAUGGGUACGCAAUCGCCAGAUGGACACGUACAGCUCGAAUAUCUUGAGAUUGGUAGCCAGAUGGAGAGAUUUCCAAAUCGCUGGCAAUGUGAGUACAAGGGUUCGAUGGAUUCUGGGUCGGAAACUUCCUCGGAAGCUUGCCACUGGACGGGGCCGCUCCGAGAGCUAUCUAACCAUUUCCGAACAAGACACCACCCCUUUCAUGACGUUAAUCCGUGCUUCUGGCUCGUGUGCACGCGUUGCCGUGCUAGGGCUUGGGCUCCUAAUGAUCUAGAAUCACCGCUAUCCCCAUUCCGAUGUACUAGAGAGAGUUGCUCAGGUUCUUGUCAGAGGUGGUACUACGGGUCCACGAGAGAUGAAUCAGUCGCAGGAUCCGCGGUAACCUUAACCCAAUAUAGCGAGUCCGAAGCCGCCUUUUCUUCGAGCUUCCCACCGGAAGGGAACCAACCGUGGCUCGGUGGCGGAGCCUCAAACAGAGGAUACGGAUCCUAUUUCGGUGCCGUAAACUCGUACGGAAACUCACACUACCACAAUACCAAGUGGGAAACUAGUAGUGACUCUUCUAAUAAUUCCCGUACUAACCAUGGGAAUUCUGCACGGAAACCCCUCUGCCCUGCUCGGAAAGAUUACACCAGGUGCAAACUAUCUCGCCAAUGCCCUGUACGCUUGCUUCCAUAUGCUAAGCUGCCCAUUGGCCACCUCCUUUCAAUCGUAGUACCUUUAUUAACCACCAUCAUUCGAGAAAGUAGCCGUUUUACUGAGUCGGGUCCAUUGCCAUCUCCCGCUAUUCACUCAGACGCAUUGAGUUGGUCGUCUCUAGUAUUAGUCUUGAUUGGAUUCGUGGUGACAUGGUCCGUAAAGGACCGGGUCAAGUCACGGCUGGGUGUCGAGCCUCAUUAUCAAGGUCUCCGUCGCCAACAUCUCAGGGACCAACAUCCUAGUGGGAGAGUUUUGACACGGCACCAUUUCAGUGCCCUGAUAACAGCAUAACGAACCGAGAUUGCUUCGAGUCGGGGAAACGGGCUCGCCUUAUCUCUUUACAGAAAAUGGCUUUCUUGAUACUUAUUUUUACUUGUUACGAUAUAACUAUUGGCAGGCAAAACUACUUUGCAUAAUUGGCAUCGAUACCCUUUCCAUUUCUCAGGCGUUGGUAUGGCUAUACUGGCAGCUUGUGGAUAGCUGGCGUUAAUAAUGAGGGACAUUUUUGGAUAUGAUAUAUAUAUCUAUAUAGCUAUAUACGAGCUACAGAAAUACACAGGCUAUCCUCUCGAUAUCGGACAUGCCUCU